Vespula pensylvanica (western yellowjacket) is the source of this 3992-nucleotide messenger RNA. It is a transcript of the gene FoxP, whose product is annotated as forkhead box protein P1-like. Gene Ontology annotation, biological process: regulation of transcription by RNA polymerase II. The transcript has 20 exons. NCBI's taxonomy places the organism in Eukaryota, Metazoa, Arthropoda, Insecta, Hymenoptera, Vespidae. The coding region runs from base 532 to 3552 and encodes 1006 amino acids. Gene Ontology annotation, molecular function: RNA polymerase II cis-regulatory region sequence-specific DNA binding; DNA-binding transcription factor activity, RNA polymerase II-specific. Gene Ontology annotation, cellular component: nucleus. The record is from RefSeq and is a predicted model, not a curated record.
AGUUCGAUAUUAUAUCGUACAUUCGUUUCGAAAGAUAUUACGAUCGUGGAAAUUGAAUUUUCAAGGACGAGUCUCCUCGUCGAGACUCUUCAUUCCAUAUAGAAAGAACAAUUUGGUGAAUUGUCACGUUACGAAUCGAUUUUUCUUGAAAACAUCAUUCGUAGUAGUGGAUUCAUUUGGAACAUCGUCGAUUUAUCGCGUCCUCGUAUCGGAUACUACCGUCGAUUCAGAAAUGUGUUUCUUCAUCGGAUGGCGCGACGGCGGCAUAAAAAUUCCUAAUUUAUGAGGGGCUACAAUUUCCAUUGAGGUCGAUUAGACGAGGUUGGGGAAAGAUCGUUGAAGGUCGGAUCGAAAGGAACGAAAAAGGUCGAGAACGGAACGAACGAACUUAGUAAGCGAGUAAGCGAGCAAGCGAGAGGAAGAUGACAUAAUACCCUUCUCGUCGCGCAAUUUGCCAAAGAGAUUCGUGCUGCGUGGGACGGACGCAACGCGCGCCGGCAUUUAUGAUAAUGUGUAGUCACGGUUUACUGGAUGCGACGCCCGAGAUGCAACGGCGAACUCGCACUGCGAAUCCUACUUAACGCUCUUGUCCCUGAUGCAGAAGAGUAUGUAAUGACAACUUUUAUCUAUUCGUCGUGGCUGCAACAUCUCAAUCUCCUACGUAAUCGUAAAUGGCAUCGAUUUCAGGGACAUAUCGGUGAGAAUCCGUUCGACAACGGUUCUUGGGGAAAGGAACAUUUUCAACCGUCGACGGUACCUUGGCAGCUGAAUCCGCGCGGCCACUCUCGACCCAGUGACGAUGGCAUAAUGGAUCAUGACACAGACGGAGACGGUGCGAUCAACUUGUCCACGUCGCAGCGACCCUCCGCCGCUACAACCCCCAAUGGUGACAUCCCUGGUUACGGUCAGGAUCAACAGGACAACGAUCAGGCUACUUCGCUAUUUGCAGCGCUGAAGCAGCAACAACAGUCGCGCGAAAACGUAUCGUCGUCGCGGGAUCGCGAGAGCCGUGCCGAAAGAGAACGUCACUCGGUACGUGCUAGCCGAGACGGAAUAGGAAGGAGUGGCGUUUCCGAAGCCACAGGUGGUAGCAUUGUCGAACAACAGCAACAACAGCAAUCCCAAUCCCAACAACAGUUACAACAACAACAGCAACAACAACAACAACAACAACACCAACAGCAGCAGCAACAGCAGCAGCAACAGCAGCAGCAGGAACUAACCAUCGAGUACCAAAGCAAUGGGAAGCUCAGUCCUGCUGGACGCACAGUGACAGCAGCACCCAUGACCCAGCAAAAGCAGCCCAUCAUCGCGCAACAAUCGCAACAACCGAGCUCGGGUGCACCUGGUCUUCAGCCCAGCCCUCAUCAGAGUCCACAGGCCCCUCAACGGGGAUCACCGCCGAAUCCUUCGCAGGGCCCACCGCCCGGAGGGCCUCCGGGUGCUCCACCGUCUCAGAAUCCUUCUCAGAUGAUGCUCAGCCCGGCGAGCGGCCUCCACCAAAUGCAACAAUUGUUGCAACAACACAUCCUCAGUCCUGGCCAACUGCAGUCCUUCCUGCAGCAACAUCCCCUUUAUCUCCAACAACAACAGCAACAACAUCAUCAGGAUUCCACGUCCGAUCAUGCGCCGAAUCAAGAACGCUUUGGCUAUUUCUCGUUAAAAAGCCAGCAACAUCAGCUCGCUGAACUCGGUAGGAAACAGUUGGAGCAGGCUAUGCAACAACUGCAGGAACAGUUGCAAUUGAAUUUGAUUCAACAGACGCAUCUACUACAGACCGCCGAUAAGAAGAAAGCAUCCGGCCCGCUUCAACAGUUAGCCCUUCAACAACAACAAUUGGUACAACAGUUUCAGAUAACGCAGAGACAAUAUCUACUGCAGCAGGGUCUUGGUCUUCAAGGUCACAAUCCUUCCUCAGGUCUCCAACCCGGAGAAGGUUUACCAACAUGGAAGUCCGAAACGUCGGAUGGUUCGGAAUCUCAUCAAAACUCCAGCGUCCCGAAAUCUGGAGGAUUGAACGGACUUCUAAAUUCGAUAGUUUCGGGUCGGCGAUCGGAAAUGAACGGUACGACGCCGUUGGACGAAAAACCACUCGACGUUUCAUGCAACGACAAAGCUCAUCCCCUCUACGGUCACGGGGUUUGCAAAUGGCCGGGCUGUGAAGUUAUUUGCGAAGACUAUCAAGCAUUCCUUAAGCACUUAAACACGGAGCACACGUUGGACGAUAGAUCGACGGCACAAGCGAGGGUACAGAUGCAAGUGGUCUCGCAAUUGGAGAUUCAGUUGCAGAAGGAACGGGAUCGUCUCAAUGCCAUGAUGCAUCAUUUGCAUAUGGCGAAACAAAUGGCUUCCCCCGAACCACCAAAAUCUUCCGAGUCUUCGACGGGCUCGAGUUUACCAAAGUUGAAUCUGUCGACGGCCCUGAUGAGCCAGCCACCACCAAACUUUGGCGUGUCCCAGGUUUCGCCGGUUUCAAUGUCGGCUCUAGUCUCGGCAGUGAGAUCGCCAGCGGGUGGACAACUGCCACCAUCCGCUGGUGGUACGGCGAUGCCACCGAUACCGAACAUGUCAAACAUGUCGGGGAUGCCACCGUUACCGAACAUGCCCGGAACUCCUGGAAGCAUGCCGAGUAUGGCUGGACCGAUACGACGACGAAUCAGUGACAAGUCGACCUUAUCCUUAGCUGGAGGGCUAUAUGAGGAGGGCACUGUAAGGCGCAGAGUAACCAUCGAUAGAUCUGGAAUAGAUAUUAACGAAGAAAUUCAACGAAAUAGGGAAUUCUACAAAAAUGCCGACGUCAGACCACCGUUCACGUACGCAUCCCUAAUUCGACAGUCCAUCAUCGAAUCACCAGAUAAACAGCUGACGCUCAACGAAAUUUAUAACUGGUUCCAAAACACAUUCUGCUACUUCCGGCGAAAUGCAGCAACGUGGAAGAACGCGAUUCGCACCAAUCUAUCAUUGCACAAGUGUUUUGUGCGCUAUGAGGACGACUUCGGGUCAUUCUGGAUGGUGGACGACGCCGAGUUCGUAAAGCGGCGGCAUCUGUCCCGCGGCCGCCCCAGGAAAUAUGACCAAAACCCAUCAUCCACUCCACCCCACCUCUCCGCACAGGGCGUACCAUCGAAAAGUCCAACGCUCACUCAUAGUCCUACGAUGUAUGGUGACGCACUAAAUGCCAACCUCCAGUAUUUCCAGGCUGCACUCGGGGAGUCUAAUAUGGGAUUUUUAAAUAACUCGAUGUGUACGUCGACAGCAACGAGCCCGGAUAAAGAGCACGUCUUGUCUCACAACGAUCUAAUGUCGCCACUGGAUGAACCAGCAGUGCACAUAAAGCAGGAAGGGCAGAGCCCGGAGGGUGGUAAGCUAACGAGAUUAAUAAAACGCGAGAUGCUGGAUGGACCGACGGAACAGGAGGCGGAAGAGGAUCAGGUGGACGAGAGAGAAUAUCCAGAAAGUCACGAGCACGAUUCGGGACAGGACGAGGAUAUCGCAGAGGACCUGUCGAUGGCACCCGACAUAAUGAGCCCGGAGGAUCAGAUCGAGGCGUAGUAUCGUUCGGCUCGAGCCCGAUAGGAGGACGGUACCGUGUCAGGCUGUCUCGUUCGAGUUCGAGGACGAACGAGUUUUCAAAGGAGGUGGAAGAAAAGGGUAAAGGAGGUGGGAGGAGAUGGGGAAGGAGCUGGAGGAGGUGGAAAAGAAGAGAACGUGAAGAAGGACGAGUCUUUCGCGGUCAAAUCGAAUCGUGCCGUUGGAAGAAAACCGAAGGAACGAAGAAGAAAGUUCAAAGGGACGAACGAAGGGACAAACGAAGGACCGUCGGAGGUUCGUUCGCUCACCUCUUCCUACGAAACCCCUCGAAUCAUCAUAUCCGAGCCGCGACGUCUCAGGAGCGGCUAUACUUCGAGACGUAAGAGAGAGAGAUGAAGAAGAUUAAGAAGAUUAAGAAGAAGAACGAACGAACGAACGAACGAACGAAAGGUGAAGGAGGA